This is a messenger RNA of Mesocricetus auratus (golden hamster), 1376 nucleotides long. It is a transcript of the gene Zfyve21, whose product is annotated as zinc finger FYVE-type containing 21. Bases 42 to 803 code for a protein of 253 amino acids. The transcript has 8 exons. Gene Ontology annotation, molecular function: metal ion binding. The record is from RefSeq and is a predicted model, not a curated record. NCBI's taxonomy places the organism in Eukaryota, Metazoa, Chordata, Mammalia, Rodentia, Cricetidae.
GGCUCAGCGCGGGCGGAGGCGUGAGGGGCUCAGGCGGAGACAUGUCCUCGGGGGUGGCCGCGCGUCGCGACGCCAAGAAGCUUGUGCGCUCGCCCAGCGGCCUGCGCAUGGUGCCGGAGCACCGCGCCUUCGGAAGCCCGUUCGGCUUGGAGGAGCCGCAGUGGGUCCCGGACAAGGAGUGUCCAAGAUGUAUGCAGUGUGAUGCCAAAUUUGACUUUAUCACCAGAAAGCACCACUGCCGCCGCUGUGGGAAGUGCUUCUGCGACAGGUGCUGCAGCCAGAAGGUGCCACUUCGGCGCAUGUGCUUCGUGGACCCUGUGCGCCAGUGUGCCGAGUGUGCCCUGGUGUCUCACCGCGAGGCUGAGUUUUACGACAAGCAGCUCAAGGUGCUCCUAAGUGGAGCUACCUUCCUCGUUACUUUUGGGGACUCAGAGAAGCCGGAAACCAUGGUUUGCCGUCUCUCCAACAACCAGAGGUGCUUGAUUCUGGACGGGGACAGCCAUCAUGAAAUUGAGAUUGCGCACGUCUGUACCGUGCAGAUUCUCACAGAAGGCUUCACCCCUGGAGUAGAAAAAGACAUUCACACUUACACCAGCCUCCUGGGGAGCCUGCCCGCCUCUCAAGCGGGCAGCACUCGGGCCACAGGCAUGUUCCUGCAGUACACGGAGCCAGGGGCAGAGGCUGCAGCGCAGCUGAGGCUGGUGGCUGGAGAGGAUGCAAAUGGCAGCAAGAGGCAGGCAGCAGCGUGGCUGGCAGCCAUGCACAAGGCCACCAAGCUCCUCUACGAAUCUCGAGACCAGUGACUUCGAGGGAGCUGAGCUCAGCACAUCGGGUUACCAAGUCCAAGCUGCUUGUCCCUGCCUGAUGAGGCACUCAGGGCUCUGCUCUGUGUGUGCUUGGAAAUGCAGUUCCAGUGUCUGGAAGCAGAGUGUUCACUUACCUAGUGCAAUAUGUACACAGUUGAUUAACGCUUUAAAGAACUUAUGUUGUAUUGUUGGUAUUUACUAGGAUUGGGAGAGGCUGCACUACAGUACUAAAUCAGUUUUAGUAUAACCUAUACCAUGUUUAUAGAUCCCCAGGUCUGUUAAAGACUUUGGGCCCUGUUCCCACAGAAACAAAUUAGGUGGUGGUCAUUCAGGCCCCUAGUUUAGCAUUGGACCCGCCUAUCUCCAAUAGCCCGUUUAUAACGCCUUAGCCUGUUUAUGACUCUCUGUCUAUUUUGUCACUAACUUGGGGCAAUGAACAAUCCUUUUCUACGUCACUAAGAGAAGGCAUCACCUUCGUGUUUUCUACUUUUCUCUUCCUGUUUCACUUUAUUAAAUGACUACACAGCGAUUUGUAUAUAAAGUAUAUAAUUAAAACUUAUUUUGAAAGUA